UCAUGUGACGAUUUUUAAAUAUUAGCGUUGAAAAGGUUAUUCUUGAAUGGGAAAAUGAACGAAUUACUGCAAAAGCAUGGCUGUGCUAACGUAUUCACGAUACCUGAAGGGCUUAAGGAACUUAUGGCGGAUAUUUCAAGAGAAGUUCUACGCGCACAACCUAAGAACAUCAACGAAUUCAUCAGCAACUAUCUAUCAGUUCUGCUGAUCACGCGCGAACACGGCGUGAUGGCGGUUAAGAUACUCGAGGAGUUGUGCGACUGCCGGCCCUCGGUCUCCCAGCACUUGCUCGAGCUCGGUCUAGACCGGACUGUAGCGGAAACUUUCGCACAGAUCAUAAAAGAUGAGAUUGAAAACGUCGAGACAAGUGACGACAAAGAGAACAUCAAAGAAUCGGAUAUAUUAAAGAAAAUGUUGGCAACAGUACCGCUGGACGAAGAAAUGGCGGCUAAUGUCUGCCAGAUAGUGAGAAACGCAUACAAAGACUAUGUCUACAAGAAGAAAUUAAUGGAACAUAGCACGUCGAUGCACGGGGACGAGCCGUGGCAGGUGGCGGCGGAACGGACCCUCGCACUCUACAAGAAGACCAAGCCGACGUUACACGAACUACACAGGGCCUCGGAAAGGAUACAGGCGGCUUACAGAGGUUAUCAUGUGCGCAGAAGCCUCUUGAAGCAUCUGAAACCGAAGAAAAGGAAGGGUGGACCGCAGGAGUCGACACCAGGACCCACACCUGAUAUUGGGGGCUCCAGAGAGAUUGAACUCGGUCCCCUUAUUAAAAUCAAAGUCCGAGAAGAUAACGUGUUCGCGAUGUUCCAAGAGCACGCGACCGCGACUUUGGGUCUCAGUUACCAUCCCACGAAUACGCUGACCCACGUGGAGAGCCAGUCCGAGGAGCGCGCGGCGGCCGCGCAGCCCGCCGGCUGGCCGCACUGCACCGCUAUGAAGACCGAAAUACGCAUGGUCCAAGUUGAUUCUAGGCCUAGAGUUUAA
This is a messenger RNA of Papilio polytes (common Mormon), 993 nucleotides long. RefSeq lists its product as uncharacterized. Gene Ontology annotation, molecular function: calmodulin binding. The record is from RefSeq and is a predicted model, not a curated record. Bases 55 to 993 code for a protein of 312 amino acids. The transcript is spliced from 7 exons. Lineage: Eukaryota; Metazoa; Arthropoda; Insecta; Lepidoptera; Papilionidae.